Messenger RNA from Aspergillus homomorphus CBS 101889, 1463 nucleotides. RefSeq names its product kinase-like protein. The record is from RefSeq and is a predicted model, not a curated record. The coding region runs from base 189 to 1271 and encodes 360 amino acids. Gene Ontology annotation, molecular function: ATP binding; protein serine/threonine kinase activity. Lineage: Eukaryota; Fungi; Ascomycota; Eurotiomycetes; Eurotiales; Aspergillaceae. The transcript has 2 exons. Gene Ontology annotation, biological process: intracellular signal transduction; protein phosphorylation; intracellular monoatomic cation homeostasis.
GUUUGAAGCGAAUGACAAUCAAGGGGUUGGAUUCUGGAGAUAUAAGGACAAUCCCAAGAUGGCAUUGAAUGUGGCGCCUCCUUGCCUGAAAAUUCCACAAGAUUGUUCUUCUCAAGGAUACUGACUGUACCUUUCGCCUCACUCAUCUCUGAGACAACAGCGUAAUGAUCGAGCUACCAUCAGACACAAUGACCUUAUCAAUACCCUAUCGAUACCAAUUCCAGCCUCUCCCCAGUGAGCCACCACCACCGUAUACACCAUCCUACACACCAUCAUAUACACCACGACCACCUCACAGCAAGCACCAACACACACUCCCCACCUCCAAGCUCCAAUUUCUCAGCUUCGACAACAAAAGAAACAAUCCUCACCACCCCCAAAACUCCGCCAUCUCCAGAUACGGCAUCUACCUCACCACCCUCCACCACAGCGUCAACAGCAGCACCCAUCUCUAUCGACUGCGUCCCCGCGCCCCUGCCAACAGCAAGCCCAGAAUCUAUGCCGUCAAGGUCAUCCCCUCCUCGUCUCAACUCACUUCACACUUUCUAUUUCCAGAGUCCAACACAAUCAACAGCCCCCACCCCAACAUCCUCCUCCCAUUCCUUCCCCCCAUCAUUGACGAUGCGGGCAACCACCACCUAAUAACCCCCUAUUGCACAGGGGGCACACUACGCGACCUAAUCCAGUCCACAAGCAAGCUCCUUCCCGAGGAAGCAGAUUGUUUCUUCAAGCAGCUGCUCCGAGGAGUCGCGUACCUCCACCAUCAUUACGACCACUCACUUGAGCCCACCACAGGAACAGGCCUAGAUCUCAAACUAGAAGACAUUUAUCUCGCCGGAGAAGGAACCAUACAGAUCAAAGUGCGACUAUCGCCCUCCUCCACAACUCAACCCCACGCCACCAAAGGCCCAUACUACGCACCAGAGGUAUACCGUCCACCUUUGCCUCGCGAUAAGACCAUCAACGCACUCAACCCCAGGGCAAUCGACGCCUGGGCCCUUGGGGUGAUAUACCUAUUCAUGCGAACAGGCGGAGCACCCUGGGUCGUAGCCAAAGUGGAAGAGGACCUUCUGUACGCCAAGUAUGUAAAAGAGAGGGUGCAAGAGGGUGGGUUCCUGUUAGUCGAAGGGCUGGGAGAGGAACCCUGUCGAAACGUCAUCUACGCCCUGUUAGACCCGCUCCCCUCGCGUCGACUGAGGAUAUCUCAGGCCCUGCGAUCAGAAUGGAUGUACGGGGUUCCAGUCUGCGAAGCUGGAGAGUGUGGACGGUAGGGUACGACGUGGACUUUCAGUAGCAGCUUUACCCACUUCUCCCGAAGGGAACAAUCAAAAUAGGAGAGACCUGUAAAAGCUGCCAAUCCAUGGUGCCUGAGGCCCACAAUCUCUACAUACCAUAGACCUCGAACCACCAAGCAAUCAGCCCGAUAUAGUACAGGUUAAUACCUAGCUACCUACCAACCAAAC